ACGUAAGUGAAGCUGAGCCUUUCCAGAGAGAAGCUCAGAGAGCCAGGAAAGAGGGGAGUGCUGGAGGCAAAGGAGGAGAUGUCAACACAGGCCGUGAAUGGAGAAACAGAGGGAAGCGAGUCAAGACAGUGAACGAAAGAAAGGUUCCUCGUGCAAGAGAACUUGCUUCGUCACGGAGAAAUCCACAAGCUUCUCCACAAGCUUCCCCUCCCCCUGUAAAUUCCACAUCAGGAUGCAGACUCUCCUGAAACCUUUUGUCUUCUUUUUACUUCUAACAAAGGGUACUUCUUUGGAGUGUGAUGUUUGUGCUGACAUUGGCACCAGCUGCACAGGGAAUAAGAAGGUUUGUCGUGAGGGCCAGGACACCUGUGUCAUUGUGUUUCUUGAAAGUACUCUAAAUGGCAAGGUGCUUCAGACAGUCAUGAAAGGCUGUGGAUCCUCCGACACGUGCAAUUCCCCCCCAAAGCAUCUUAAUAUGGGGCGUGGGAAAAGUAUAAGGACAAGUUUGACCUGUUGUAUUGGUGAAGCCUGUGCAAACUCCACUCCUCCAGUACCACGAGUAGAGUCUAAAACCAAUGGAAAGCAGUGUCCUUCCUGCUACUCUUCGUCCGGCACAUGCAUUACAGAGAUGGUGAAUUGUACUGGAUCAGAGAGGUAUUGCUUUGAUGUGUUCUCACGUUCGAAUGCUGAUAGUAGAGCCAGAGACAUGAUUAUGAAAGGCUGCACCACCAAGUCAGCCUGCGAGUCAAUCAACAAAGGUGUACCUCUGAUUUGGGAAGAAAACAAUGCUGUUAUCAUAAAGGCCAAAUGUACACCAGAUCCUUCUAGGGGAACUCGAUCUUCUGGGCUCCUCCUGCCAACCUUCUCUGGGCUCCUCCUCCUGAAGAUCCUCUUGUAAAGGGCACCUGCGCAAGACUGCAUAAUCUCUGCAUUCAUUUAUGCCUCCUUUUUAUCCACUUGCCACUUCUGGUUAAGUUUGGCCUUCCAGAUAGAUUUUCCUUAUUUCCCUCAAUGAAAAUAAAAGCCAGGAAUAAAACAAAAUCUAAAUGCAUGUUGUAUUAAAGAUUCUAAAUUACCA
This is a messenger RNA of Rhineura floridana, 1078 nucleotides long. RefSeq names its product phospholipase A2 inhibitor NAI-like. The transcript has 6 exons. Lineage: Eukaryota; Metazoa; Chordata; Lepidosauria; Squamata; Rhineuridae. The coding region runs from base 98 to 898 and encodes 266 amino acids. The record is from RefSeq and is a predicted model, not a curated record. Gene Ontology annotation, cellular component: extracellular region. Gene Ontology annotation, molecular function: phospholipase inhibitor activity.